AUGACCGUCCGUACUGCCUCCCUCGCCAUUCGAGACGACACAGAUGAUUGUGGCUCUGGCGGCGGCGCUGAUACUUUUUUUGGACUGAGGAUCGCAUCGAUCUUCAUCAUCCUCGUCGGUUCCAUGUUUGGAUCUCUGUUUCCGGUAAUUGCGAUGAGGUUUGCUAAAUGGUUUGGGUCCGGUGUCAUCAUUGCGACAGCUUUCAUCCAUCUUCUCUCACCCGCCAUCGACGAGUUGAGUAGUCCUUGCCUUUCUGAUGCAUGGCAAGGAUAUCCAUACGCUCUCGCUUUGUGUCUGCUCAGCAUUUUCGGCAUCUUCAUUGUGGAGCUCAUCGCUUUUCGGUGGGGAACCGCGAAGUUGGAAAAACUUGGGUUUGUCUACGAUGCUCAUGGGCAUGAAGCUGGCGCCCAUGCUGCCCCCGGUCCCGAGACACUUGCUCAAGACAAUAUCGAAGGCGAAAAAGAUGUUCGAGACCUGAGUCGUGUCAUGGAAGAGGCUCGUGCUGGGUCUCGAUCUUCUCGCUCUUUGAAUCGAGAGGAUGAGUCUGAUUUAAAGGAAACCAGUCGGGGCAAUGAUGCAGUCCUGGACUCUCCUUUGACGCAAAUCCUGGGUGUGGCUAUUUUGGAAUUUGGUGUUGUUCUUCAUAGUGUCCUCGUGGGACUGACUUUGGCUGUCGAUCCAGACUUCAAGGUCCUCUUUGUGGUUUUGGUUUUCCAUCAAACAUUUGAAGGCCUCGGAGUUGGAUCACGUCUGGCCUACAUGCAAAAACAUCUUCCUCAGGCGUAUCGAAAUGUAUCCGUCUAUGGUGCCUUGUUGUACGGAAUAACCACGCCCGUUGGAAUUGCUGCCGGGCUGGGCGUACGCACGACAUACAACCCUGAUAGCACAACGGCUUCGAUAGUCAGUGGAGUGAUGGACUCGCUGAGCGCGGGAAUCUUGAUCUACACAGGAAUGGUUGAGUUGCUUGCACACGAGUUCCUGUUCAGUGACGAGAUGCGAAAAAGCUCAAAUACAAGGCUGGCGCGGUGUGUAUGUACGAUGCUCUUGGGUUGUGGGUUAAUGGCACUUCUUGGUAAAUGGGCUUAG
This is a messenger RNA of Lentinula edodes (shiitake mushroom), 1086 nucleotides long. RefSeq names its product Zinc/iron permease. The transcript is spliced from 7 exons. Gene Ontology annotation, molecular function: zinc ion transmembrane transporter activity. Gene Ontology annotation, cellular component: plasma membrane. The record is from RefSeq and is a predicted model, not a curated record. Lineage: Eukaryota; Fungi; Basidiomycota; Agaricomycetes; Agaricales; Omphalotaceae. Gene Ontology annotation, biological process: zinc ion transmembrane transport. The coding region runs from base 1 to 1086 and encodes 361 amino acids.